This is a messenger RNA of Chinchilla lanigera (long-tailed chinchilla), 1475 nucleotides long. RefSeq names its product centromere protein P (gene Cenpp). Lineage: Eukaryota; Metazoa; Chordata; Mammalia; Rodentia; Chinchillidae. The record is from RefSeq and is a predicted model, not a curated record. Bases 281 to 1060 code for a protein of 259 amino acids. Gene Ontology annotation, biological process: CENP-A containing chromatin assembly. The transcript is spliced from 6 exons. Gene Ontology annotation, cellular component: nucleus; chromosome, centromeric region.
GGCCUAGGGUUUGGGAUUUAGAUCGGAAUAAACCAACCCUCGGAAAGGCAGGAACGGCUCAGAGACAGACGUGGCAACCUGAGGAGCGAUGUCAAAGCCCCGGAAUCUUAUUUGAAUGUGGGGGUGACUGUUAUGAGCCGCUAGGUUUACGAGUAGCUCUGUCGCUUCCCUCACCGAGCUCUGGAAUGGUCCGCGCCGGGAGGGCGCGCGAGGCUUGAAGCGCGGCCCGGGAAGCGGGUGAGGGGGGAAGCGGAGGGUCCCUGGCGGGGCCGGGUUGGCGAUGGAGGCUGAGCGGGCCGAGGUGCGCGCCUUGAACGCGGAGAUUGCCGCGCUGCGGCGGGCUUGCGAGCAGUUGCCCGCGCCCAGGGAAGACGCGACCCGAGUCCGAAAAUCAUUUACAGAGAUACACCAAUCAGAUUCUGUGGGAUGGGAGUCUUCAAAAGACCUGAGAAGUCAUCUUAGGCAUUUAGAAUCAGAACUGUCAUUUCUAAGCAUGCUUACUGGCUUCAGUAUAACAGGUUACUCCAAGAAGACCGAGGAUCUGACAAGCACUGAGAUGAAAGAAGAAGGUAUAAAGAAAGUUCUGCAAAGACACAGAUUAUCAGGAAAUUGCAACAUAGUUACAUUUCAACUUGAAUUUCAGAUUCUGGAAACACAGAAUAAGGAGAAUUUAUCUUCUGUCAUUACUGACCUUGGCAUAAUAAUGGAGCCUACAGAAUACUCAGAAUUAAGUGACUUUGUGUCGAGAGCAGAAGAAAGAAGAGAUUUAUUCAUGUUUUUCCGAGGUCUGCAUUUUUUUGUGAAGUGGUGUGAAUAUCGUAAGCGCACAUUUAAACAUUUCAAGAAGAGGCCUGGGUCUCCCUCUCAAGAGCCCCCUGUUUGGCUAGGUGAAAGCCUCAAGGGAGAAGAGAUCUUCAGGGAGCAUCCGACAAAGCCCAUGUUGGAACUUGAGCACAGGAGGGCCACACUAGGACACAGUCCUCUUGCCACACUUCUGCACUUCCCCAGGAUUCCUGAGCCUGUGCUAUGGAUUGCUUGGGAGCAUAGCCAGGAGAGUUGAGGCUGCAUUCCAUCCAUUUAUAAAUCACUCCUUUGUUCUUAUGACAUCAGUGUCUUCAUUUCAAAUAACUUACCCAAUGUGAUUUGGGUUAAAUGAGCUAAAACGUGUACAGAUCAAAACAGAGCCCUUAACUGAUAAUAAUUCAGGGUCUGUCGUAGAAAUCUCAUCACAUUAUUGCUAAAGCUAAGGGUCACUUUUGGAAUGUGAUCUGGUCCACAUUUACUCAUUCUGAUAAAGCUAGAACAAUAAAGCCAUCAUCUAUUUUUUCUGUUAACCUACCGUAUACUUCCCCAGAUAUUUCUGUUAUCAGCAUUGUGCCUGAUGAGUAGGCUGCUAUAGUUUAUACCUUAAAGUAGUGACAAAAUAGAAACAAAGGAAUUGACUAAAUCACGCAUGAUGGUUUUUUUUGGCUACA